Messenger RNA from Racocetra persica, 444 nucleotides. NCBI's taxonomy places the organism in Eukaryota, Fungi, Glomeromycota, Glomeromycetes, Diversisporales, Gigasporaceae. The record is from the annotation of a GenBank genome assembly.
AUGGUAGCCCGUAUCCAUGAUACAUUUUAUGAUGCUAAGGCAACCUUGUUAUCAGAAGCUAAUAUCAAGAAAAUUAGAGAAUCCAGAGGUAAAAUACCCAAUGCAUCAAAAAAAAUGGCUGAUAAAUUCCAUAUUGGACCCAAGCAUGUUUAUGAAAUAUGGGAUAAUAAAGAAUGUCUCCAGCAAGAACUAGAAAAUAAAAUAUGUAAUGUGAGGGUAGAGCCUAGCAAAUCUACUGAUUCGACCCCAGAAGAAAGUAAAGUAAAAAAAUCUGGAGGAAAAAAAUCAAAACCCAAAAAUGAGCUAGCUCCAUUAAUACUAUCUACUAUUCAGUCUCAACCCGUGAAUUUAAAAAGCUCAGAUAUAAAUAAAGAGAAAUUACAUGCAUUGUAUGAGGAGAUGAUUGAAAGAAGCAAUAAAAAUUUAGCAAAUAUGAAAGUAUAA